UACGUCAGAUGAAGAGUAGUGCUGACAUGGACAGACACAGGUUGGACAAUGAGAAGGUCAGAUUGGAAGGAGAAAGGUCUGAACUGAAAAUAAGAGAAUCUCAUCUCUUGAAUGAAAUGAAAUCAAUAGAAACUUUUAAAGGACAACUUAAAACGCUGACUAAAAGGAUGAGGGAAGACAAGAAAGAAAAGAGGAAAAAAUUACAACUACAUAGUGAAGAUGUAGUAGAGCUGUACACUGAAUUGAAACAAAAGCUUACAGCUCUAAAUGUACAGAAAGAAAGUGUGGCUUGUUCCACCGAGCUGAUGGAGAGGGAAAAGAAAAGUCUGAUAAGUAUACUGUCAGACAUGGUCAUCCAAAGAGACAACAUUCAAUGCCAAAGGAAGCAGAAAUUUGAGGUGUUCAAAGAAUAUGUGAACAAACUGAAGGCAGAAUUAAGGCAAGAAAGAAAUGACCUCGACAGAGAGAGUGAGAAAAUGAAGACAGAAAAACUGGACUUGGAGCUGAUGAAGUGUGACAUUCUGAAACAAAGACACAUAUUAGAACAAGAUAAACGAGAUAUAAAGAGGGAGCAAUUCGAACUGGAAACCACAAAGAUUGAGAUUCAUAAACAGAAAGAACUCGGAGAAAAUAUGUUUAUUGAGAUAAACAGAGCGAGAGGCUACAUUAAGGAUUUGAUCCUUAAGCUUGAUGCAGAAAAAGACAGGUUAAAGGUCAACAUGGACAUUAUUAUCUUAAAACAAGAUAAACUAGAACUCAAGAAAGAUGAUUCCAAUAGACAAAAACAAGAACUGGAAACAAUAAAGACGAGUGUAAUUGCUGGAAGACAGGAACUGGAAUUUUGGAGGGAGGAUCUCACCAAGAAGAAAAAAGAGAUUGGAGCUGCUAUUAACUCCAUCAAUGAAGAGAAAGAACAACUCAGUCAGAUGAAGAGUAGUGCUGACAUGGACAGACACAGGUUGGACAAUGAGAAGGUCAGAUUGGAAGGAGAAAGGUCUGAACUGAAAAUAAGAGAAGCUCAUCUCUUGAAUGAAAUGAAAUUAAUAGAAACUUUUAAAGGACAACUUAAAACGCUGACUAAAAGGAUGAGGGAAGACAAGAAAGAAAAGAGGAAAAAAUUACAACUACAUAGUGAAGAUGUAGUAGAGCUGUACACUGAAUUGAAACAAAAGCUUGCAGCUCUAAAUGUACAGAAAGAAAGUGUGGCUUUUUCCACCGAGCUGAUGGAGAGGGAAAAGAAAAGUCUGAUAAGUAUACUGUCAGACAUGGUCAUCCAAAGAGACAACAUUCAAUGCCAAAGUAAGCAGAAAUUUGAGGUGUUCAAAGAAUAUGUGACCAAACUGAAGGCAGAAUUAAGGCAAGAAAGAAAUGACCUCGACAGAGAGAGUGAGAAAAUGAAGACAGAAAAACUGGACUUGGAGCUGAUGAAGUGUGACAUUCUGAAACAAAGAGACAUAUUAGAACAAGAGCAACAAGAUAUAAAGAGGGAGCAAAUCGAACUGGAAACCACAAAGAUGGAGAUUCAUAAACAGAAAGAACUCGGAGAAAAUAUGUUUAUUGAGAUAAACAGAGCGAUAGGCUACAUUAAGGAUUUGAUCCUUAAGCUUGAUGCAGAAAAAGACAAGUUAAAGGUCGACAUGGACAUUAUUAUCUUAAAACAAGAUAAACUAGAACUCAAUAAAGGUGAUUCCAAUAGACAAAAACAAGAACUGGAAACAAUAAAGACGAGUGUAAUGGCUGGAAGACAGGAACUGGAACUUUGGAGGGAGGAUCUCACCAAGAAGAAAGAAGAGAUUGGAGCUGCUAUUAACUCCAUCAAUGGAGAGAAAGAACAACUCAGUCAGAUGAAGAGUAGUGCUGACAUGGACAGACACAGGUUGGACAAUGAGAAGGUCAGAUUGGAAGGAGAAAGGUCUGAACUGAAAAUAAGAGAAUCUCAUCUCUUGAAUGAAAUGAAAUCAAUAGAAACUUUUAAAGGACAACUUAAAACGCUGACUAAAAGGAUGAAGGAAGACAAGAAAGAAAAGAGGAAAAAAUACAACUACAUAGUGAAGAUGUAGUAGAGCUGUACACUG
Messenger RNA from Gasterosteus aculeatus aculeatus (three-spined stickleback), 2075 nucleotides. NCBI's taxonomy places the organism in Eukaryota, Metazoa, Chordata, Actinopteri, Perciformes, Gasterosteidae. The record is from RefSeq and is a predicted model, not a curated record.